Molecule: messenger RNA, 1046 nt
Organism: Pieris napi
Lineage: Eukaryota; Metazoa; Arthropoda; Insecta; Lepidoptera; Pieridae
Product: kallikrein-7-like
Exons: 9
Coding region: 125-895 (256 amino acids)
Biological process (GO): proteolysis
Molecular function (GO): serine-type endopeptidase activity
Source: RefSeq, a predicted model, not a curated record
GUAAGAAGUGACAAAUAAUUAGAUAAUCAGCCGAUUUGUUGAAAUCAAUUUAAGAUAUGCGAUAAGGUUGAGGUAAUAUGAAUGUCAAGUCAUUUUUGAAAUAGUAAGGAAUUGAUCCAGCAACAUGAAGAGCCUAGGGAUUUUAGUAUACAUUUUAGUUGCGAUACAGGGCCAAAGUGCGGAAUCUACUGAUGACAUACCAAGCACUCUAAACGUGCCAUGGCUGGUUCAUCUUCGUUUUACCCGAUUGUCACUCAGAGGUAAAUUAGAUACAUGUGUUGGGGCUCUCUAUAACAACAGAUGGGUUCUUACUGCUGCUAGCUGUUUGAUGGAGGACAUUGAGGGUUAUAAUAUAACGUCUCGUUACAUCUGGAGUCGCUUCGAUACCAAGCACGUCUUUACACCUGGCUUCGUGAUUGAAUCUUUAGAAUCAGACGUAAUAACCCACCCUCAGUUUGACCCCAUAACUUUAGAGAAUAACCUUGGACUUCUUGACCUCAAUAGGCGUAUUGAAUUCACGGACAAGAUCCAACCUAUAGCGUUGGCAGCAAGUGACGAUGGACCUCCUUCAUCUGGCCGGGCUUGCGGUUAUGGCGAAAAAGAUGGGAAAUUUGGUGAAGAUCUAUUCUGCGUGGACGUCACAGUAACUGAGGCUGACGGUCUUCUAAUUGCGCAGAGCAGUGUGAAUGCUUCGAAGUAUGAUUUUGGGGCCGCUUUAGUGUCGGAUGGCAAGGUGCAUGGUAUACUUGUACGAGCUGCUGAUGACAACUCAGUUGGAGCUUUCCUCCCCACCUCUAAGUUCCUGUCUUGGAUAGAGGACGUGACAAUCGAGAAGGAACCUGACAGUGAGGAGACGUUGGAGGUCGAUGAUAAUGACGUCCUUGUAGCUGAAUGAUAUUUUCCGCAUUAUCUGAGAAACGGGCCUAUUUAGUGAUACAUUUUGUUAUAACAUGUAAAAUAAAUAAUAAAAUAUUUAUUCACACUUCGUUGCAAUAAAAGAAACACAAAUAACACAAUACAUCAAAAUUAUAAGGGAUGCAACGGGC